GAAGUAAGCUUUUGCGGCUUCCUCUACACCGACUUCUGGGCCGGUUUGGCUUCUGAGUUAGAAUUAGGGAGUAGUGUUCUUUGAAAAGCUGCAGAGGCAGCCGAAAAGAGACUGGGGUCUGACAUCUUGGGGAGCAUUUGGCUGACGAAGAGCGAAAGCUGUUGACUUGGAGGCUCAGAGGAGGAAGGGGGUCGGCCUCCUGGAGGAAAGAAUGGUCUCUAUGGCUUUGCUUCUAGAACAAGGAUCCUAGAAAAAGGAUUCCAAGUUCUCCAGUCGGGUUUGAAAACGUUUGUGGGCUUUGUUGUGGUCCAGUUUCUAGUUCUGUUCUACUGACCUGGAAAGUUCGUUGUUUUUCUUUUCAUUAAGGGGAGAAAAUGUUAAUUCCUCAGGAAUGUAUUGCAUGAAGCAAUUCAACCUUAACUUUUACUACUUGAGAAUGAUAUUUUUAAGUGUAACAUAGCAGAUUAUACACAGAAGAAACAUUGACUCUAUUUUAAAGUGGAGCAGAGGGUUUUUCGGGAUAGCCUUUGGCCACCUUUGCGUUAACCUUUUGGCUGCUCCUUUUUGCAAAGAUGAGCGCCGGUCCGUUCUCCACUCCCUCCGACCGGGAGCGGCGAGUCCGGAGCACCCUGAAGAAAGUCUUUGGGUUUGAUUCUUUUAAAACACCUUUACAAGAGAGUGCGACCAUGGCUGUAGUGAAAGGUGACAAGGAUGUGUUUGUGUGCAUGCCCACAGGGGCAGGGAAAUCGCUGUGCUAUCAGCUCCCUGCCCUGCUGGCCAGAGGGAUCACCAUUGUAAUCUCUCCUCUCAUUGCCUUGAUUCAGGACCAGGUAGACCACUUGCUGGCCUUGAAGGUACAAGUUAGUUCUCUGAACUCAAAGCUCUCGGCACAGGAGAAGAAGGAGCUGCUGUCUGACCUGGAGCGAGAAAAACCUCGGACCAAACUUUUGUACAUUACCCCGGAGAUGGCAGCUUCAGCCUCCUUCCAGCCCACCCUGAAUUCCCUCAUGUCCCGAAACCUGCUCUCCUACUUGGUGGUGGAUGAAGCUCAUUGCGUUUCCCAGUGGGGGCACGACUUCCGCCCUGACUAUUUGCGUCUGGGUGCCCUACGUUCCCGCCUGGCACAUGCCCCAUGUGUGGCUCUGACGGCUACAGCCACCCCACAGGUUCAAGAGGAUGUGUUUGCUGCCCUGCACUUGAAGCAGCCAGUGGCCUCUUUCAAGACUCCCUGUUUCCGGGCCAACCUCUUCUAUGAUGUGCAGUUCAAGGAACUGAUUCCUGACGUCUAUGGCAAUCUGACAGACUUCUGCCGGAAGGCUCUCGGACAGAAGGCUGAUAAUGGGUCGUCAUCUGGCUGUGGCAUUGUCUACUGCAGGACCAGAGAAGCUUGUGAACAACUGGCCAUUGAGCUCAGCAGCAGGGGUGUGAACGCCAAGGCUUACCACGCAGGCCUGAAGGCUUCUGAUAGAACACAGGUACAGAGUGAUUGGAUGGAGGAGAAGGUCCCUGUAAUUGUUGCAACGAUCAGUUUUGGGAUGGGAGUGGACAAAGCUAAUGUCCGGUUUGUUGCUCAUUGGAAUAUUGCCAAGUCCAUGGCUGGCUACUACCAGGAGUCUGGCCGUGCUGGCAGGGAUGGGAAACCAUCUUGGUGCCGCCUGUAUUACUCUAGGAAUGACCGGGACCAAGUCAGCUUCCUUAUCAGGAAGGAACUAGCCAAACUCCAGGAAAAGAGGGGGAACAAACCAUCUGAUAAGGCCACCCUGCUGGCCUUUGAUGCCCUGGUGACCUUCUGUGAAGAAGUGGGGUGCCGCCAUGCUGCCAUUGCUAAGUACUUUGGGGAUGAGCCACCCGCCUGCGCCAAAGGCUGUGACUACUGCCAGAGUCCUGCAGCCAUAAGGAAGAAGCUCGAUGCCCUGGAGCGCAGCAGCAGCUGGAGCAAGACCUGCAUCGGGCCCCUUCAGGCGGAUGGCUUUGAUCCUGAGCUGUAUGAGGGAGGCCGCAGGGGCUAUGGGGGCUUCAGCAGGUAUGAUGAAGGUUCUGGAGGUAGCGGUGAGGAGGGCCGAGAUGAGGCCCACAAGCGGGAGUGGAGCCUUUUCUAUCAGAAACAGAUGAGCUUGCGCAAGGGCAAAGAGCCUAAGAUAGAAGAAUUCACACCCCCAGAUGAAGACUGUCCCUUGAGAGAUGCUUCAAACAGGAAGAUCCCUAAGCUCACAGUGAAGGCCCGUGAGCACUGCCUGAGACUUCUGGAGGAGGCUCUGAACAGUAACCACCAGGCUGCAGGUUCCACUCAUGGAGCUGACCUGCAGGCCAAGGCUGUGGAACUGGAGCAUGAGACAUUUCGAAAUGCCAAAAUGGUCAAUCUGUACAAGGCCAGUGUUCUGAAGAAGGUGGCUGAGAUCCACAAAGCCUCCAAGGAUGGGCAGCUCUAUGACAUGGAAGGCAGCACCAAGAGCUCUGGGGCCGCACAUGAGCUCUUGGAGCCGAGCGACUAUGACAUCCCACCAACCUCACAUGUGUACUCGCUCAAACCCAAGAGAGUAGGAGCUGGCUUCUCCAAAGGCCCCUGCCCAUUCCAGACAGCCACAGAGCUGCUGGGGAAGUCUCAGUCCCAGAAGCAAGCCCCAGAGGCUGCGCUGGAAGGUGAACUGGAGCCCCCAGGCUGGGUCUGUGACCUUCAAGAUGAAGACAGGGACAAGCCCCACCCUGGGUACCAAGAAGAGGCUUCUGGAAGCAGUGUUAAUUGUGGGGAUCCCUCGCCUGAGAAGAGAACAAAAGGGCAGUCUUCCCAGGGCAGUGCCAAGUCUAGAGCCAGCAAGAAACAGCAGCUCCUAGCCACAGCAGCCCGCAAGGAUUCCCAGAGUAUCACUCGAUUCCUCUGUCAAAGAACACAAUGCCCACCUCUCCCUGCCUCAGUCCCACAAUCAGAAGAUGGCAGCCCCUCCUCUGGGGAUGUCCCAAGGAAGUGCACAGAAGAGGUUGGAGCCCAGGAUCAUUUGGUUACUGUAUUUCAGAUUGAGUGUCCCAGGGAGAAGCCAAGCACCUGCUCACUGGGAGACCAGAACUUUCCAGAAAGUCAGCCUAGCCCUCUAAAGGAAACCCAGGCAAACAAGCGGCCCAGACCACAGCAGGGGAACCCAGCUCAGAAGAGGCUUCGCCCCUCAACCCAGUCCUCCAUCUUGGCUGAGGCCAAGGGCAGUGCCUUGACCAGUGAUCCCAACACCGAGAACAAAGUGGCUCGAGAACCUUGCCAGCUCUCAGCGUCUGGCAUCUCCCUGAAAGAGGCUGCUGAUGUUGUGGUCAGGUACCUGACCCCCUUCUACAAGGAGGGCAGGUUUAUAUCCAAGGACUUGUUUAAGGGCUUUGCCCGCCACCUGUCACAUUUGCUGGCUCAGCAGCUCUCUCCUGGAAAGAGUGUGAAAGAAGAGGCCCAGAGCCUCAUCAAGCAGUUCUUCCACAAUCGUGUCCAGUGUGAGAGUGAGGCUGACUGGCAAGGCCUGUGUGGCCCGCAGAGAUGACCUGCAGCUCCCUCCUGCCCUCGGUGCCGCAGGCACCAGCUUCCUCAGGGUCUUUUUCCCCACGCCCAAACCUCACUUUGGAGGUGUCGCUAGACACCCAGAGGAAGUGGAAGGUCAGAGGUCAGGCCACCUUCCUAUUUAAAUCCUUCGUGGUCCUUUCCCACAGCCUGCUUCUCCUGGCCUUCAUGGUCACAUCUCAGAUUAAAAAGUCCAGAUAAUAUGGCUGCUGUGGGGGUGGGGGUGAGGGGAGCCAAUGGGCCUCCUAUACAAUAUUGUACCCAAGUUCUCUACCAGGGUAAGGCCCAUUCUGGUCCUCCACUACCCUCUUCCAUGAGAUGCCAGGCGGUAGGCCUUAUCCUAGCAGAGCUCACUGGGAGAGAAGCAGGGUUCUCCAAGCCCUGAGCUCUGCUGGUCAGGAAGGCCAGGCCCAAGUGAGAUAUUUGCGAGAAUAAAGUCCUCCUCGUGGAGACACAUGCUCACACA
Messenger RNA from Arvicanthis niloticus (Nile rat), 3998 nucleotides. It is a transcript of the gene Recql5, whose product is annotated as RecQ like helicase 5. Gene Ontology annotation, molecular function: nucleic acid binding; ATP binding; four-way junction helicase activity. Gene Ontology annotation, biological process: double-strand break repair via homologous recombination; regulation of DNA-templated transcription. Gene Ontology annotation, cellular component: chromosome; cytoplasm; nucleus. Lineage: Eukaryota; Metazoa; Chordata; Mammalia; Rodentia; Muridae. The record is from RefSeq and is a predicted model, not a curated record.